AUGAAACACACAGCCGCUGGCACCCCAGAGACCUUUCGCGAUAAACUCCGACACCAUCUCUCGCCCGCCAACUGGAUGAAGAGCGUGCAGCUGGACGGUCCAACAGGUACCGAAGCUGACGCUAGUCGUCGUCUGACCUGGAACCACGGUGGCGGCAGUGGCUCGAGCGACAGCUACGACUCCGGUGACGGAGGAGCCAUCUGCAGCAACGGCCUUGCAGGCGUUGAGUCCUCCGACGGCAAGGCUUGCUGCCCGUCCGAGUGCGGAAGUUGCUCUACUGGGUGCGACAGGCGCCGCCUUGGCUGGUGGGACUCGUCAGACGACGACACCGUGUGCGGGACCCGGAAGCGCCGUCGCCGCCUCACCUACGGGCACGACGACUCCAACAACUCAGAUGACGGUUACGAGGAGUACUGCGACUGCAACACGCGGCGUGCGCUCCGUUCUGGUAGCUUCUCAGACUCCGGGUCAGAGUGCGAGUGCGAGUGUGAGACUGGGCCAGAUCCAGCGGUUGAGUGCUGUGCGGACACUAUCGUCGACAACGGCCAGAUGUGCGACGACGUUGGAUCGGCCCCUUGCGUCAUUGGCGGCCAGCCAGCGCACAAAGUAUCGCUGGCUUCCGUGUCUAAUCUUGAUGAUUACCUGUUUCGCCGGCCGCCGGGAGGGUCAAUUCCAGAGCCUACGCCAGAUCCUACUCCUGAGCCACCUGCCGAGCCUACUCCUGAGCCUACUGCCGAGCCUACUGCAGACCCCACUGGAAACGCUUGCUGUCUCGCGGAGUGCGGUGGGUGCGGCGGGUUGGACUGCGAUGCCCUCGGCGGCGGUCUCGGUGCGGAGAACUGCUGCGAGAGCCGCAUCGUGGAACACGGCGAGCUCUGCUCCAUCGCGCUCGAGGCGCCGUGUUACAUUGACGGUGAGAUGAACGGAGUUGGAAACGCGUGCUGUCUCGCGGAGUGCGGAGGGUGCGGCGGGUCUGGCUGUGCUGAGUUUGGUGGAGGCCUCGGGGCGGACAACUGCUGUGAAAGCGAUAUCGUGGAACGCGGCGAGAUCUGCUCUAUCGCGCUCGAGGCGCCGUGCUACUUGGAAGACAUGUGCUCCAAUGGGUUCCCCGGUAUCCAGUCAGGAAAUGCUUGCUGUCUCGCGGAGUGCGGUGGGUGCGGCGGGUCGGACUGCGAUGCGCUAGGCGGAGGCCUCGGGGCUGAAAACUGCUGCGAGAGCGACAUCGUGGAACGCGGCGAGCUCUGCUCCAUCGCGCUCGAGGCGCCGUGCUACUUGGAAGACACGUGCUCCAACGGGUUCCCCGGUAUUCAGUCAGGAAACGCGUGUUGUCUUGCGGAAUGCGGUGGAUGCGGCGGAUCGGACUGCGAUCAGUUCGGCGAUGGUCUCGGGGCGGAGAACUGCUGCGAGAGCGACAUCGUGGAACACGGCGAGCUCUGCUCCAUCGCGCUUGAGGCGCCGUGCUAUUUAGACGAGCCGACUCCCGAGCCAACUUCCGAGCCUACUCCUGAGCCUACUGCCGAGCCUACUGCCGAGCCUACGCCGGACCCUACCGCCGAGCCCACUCCGGAGCCUAUUGCCGAGCCUACGCCGGAGCCUACUUCCGAGCCUACCGAGCCCACCGACCUGUGCUCCAACGGCUUCCCGGGUAUCCAGUCAGGAAACGCGUGUUGUCUUGCGGAAUGCGGUGGAUGCGGCGGAUCGGACUGCGAUCAGUUCGGCGAUGGUCUCGGGGCGGAGAACUGCUGCGAGAGCGACAUCGUGGAUUACGGCGAGCUCUGCUCCAUCGCGCUUGAGGCGCCGUGCUAUUUAGACGAGCCGACUCCCGAGCCAACUUCCGAGCCUACUCCUGAGCCUACUGCCGAGCCUACUGCCGAGCAUACUGCCGAGCCUACGCCGGAGCCUACUGCCGAGCCUACCGAGCCCACCGACCUGUGCUCCAACGGGAUCCCGGGUAUCCAGUCAGGAAACGCGUGUUGUCUUGCGGAAUGCGGUGGAUGCGGCGGAUCGGACUGCGAUCAGUUCGGCGAUGGUCUCGGGGCGGAGAACUGCUGCGAGAGCGACAUCGUGGAUUACGGCGAGCUCUGCUCCAUCGCGCUUGAGGCGCCGUGCUAUUUAGACGAGCCCACCCCGGAGCCCACUCCUGAGCCGACUUCCGAGCCUACGCCGGAGUAUACUGCCGAGCCUACGCCGGAGCCUACUGCCGAGCCUACGUCGGAACCUACUGCACCCACUGACACAUGCUCCAACGGGAUGCCCGGUAUCCAGUCUGGAAACGCGUGCUGUCUGGCGGAGUGCGGUGCAUGCGGUGGAUCGGACUGCGAUGCGUUCGGCGGAGGCCUCGGGGCGGACAACUGCUGUGAGAGUGACAUCGUGGAACACGGCGAGCUCUGCUCCAUCGCGCUUGAGGCGCCGUGCUAUUUGGACGACGUCUGCUCCGACGGCAUCCCCGGUAUCCGGUCAGGAAACGCUUGCUGUCUCGCGGAGUGCGGUGCAUGCGGCGGAUCUGGCUGUGAUGAGUUCGGCGGCGGUCUCGGUGCGGACAACUGCUGCGAGGGUAACAUCGAGGAACACGGCGAGCUUUGCUCCAUCACCCUCGAGGCGCCUUGUGUGGUUGACGGCCGUCUCGUUGCUGACACGGUGCCUUGCCCAUCAUGCCUCAUGGUUUGUCUCAGCGAGCAUGGUCUCACGCUGCCGCCCUCUUUGUUUCGCAUUUCGUCUCGGUACUCAUCUCUACCGCCAGACAUGUGCUCCAACGGGAUCCCGGGUAUCCAGUCAGGAAGCGCGUGCUGUCUGGCGGAGUGCGGUGCCUGCGGCGGAUUGGACUGCGAUGAGUUCGGCGGAGGCCUCGGGGCGGACAACUGCUGCGUGAGCGACAUCGUGGAACACGGGGAGCUCUGCUCGAUCGCGCUCGAGGCGCCGUGCUAUAUCGACGGGGUCUCUUGCUGUCUCACCGAGUGCGGUGAAUGCGGCGGGUCUGGCUGUGCUGAGUACGGUGGAGGCCUCGGGGCGGACAACUGCUGCGAGAGCAACAUCGAGGAAUACGGCGAGCUCUGCUCCAUCAAGCUCGAGGCGCCAUGUGUCGUAGACGGCACGGUCCCUGCGCCUUCGCCGGUCGCUAUGCCCACUGCCCCCGUGGUUAAGCCCACUGCCCCCGUCGCCGAGCCUACGGCACCUGUCGCUGAGCCUACUGCCCCGGUUCGCGAGCCCACCGCGCCUGUUGUCGAGCCUACUGCACCCACCGACGUGUGCUCCAACGGGAUCCCCGGUAUCCAGACAGACAACGCGUGCUGCCUCGCGGAGUGCGGUGCAUGUGGCGGGUCUGGCUGUGAUGAGUUCGGUGGAGGCCUCGGGGCGGACAACUGCUGCGUGAGCGACAUCGUGGAAUACGGCGAGCUCUGCUCCAUCGCUCUCGAGGCGCCGUGCUACAUCGACGACACGUGCUACAACGGGAUCCCCGGCAUUCAGUCAGGAAACGCGUGCUGUCUCGCCGAGUGCGGCGGAUGCGGCGGAUCUGGCUGCGCCCAGCUUGGCGGUGGCCUCGGGGAGGACAACUGCUGCCAGAGCGAGAUCGAGGACUUUGGCGAGCUGUGCUCUGUGAAGAUGGCAGCUCCGUGUGUCGUGGACGGUGAGACGUGUGUUGCCGGCUUCGAUGUGCUUGCUCGUGACGGCUGUUUCAAUUCACGACAUGUUGGAGUUUUGGGCCGACUAAGUUGUCCAAAACCUUUUUCGCUAGCCGCGAACGUAGCCCUCAAAACUUCUGGACUCCGGUCGACCGACGAUCGACGAGGCUGUGUCGGAAACAUGCCACUGCUGUGUCGCAUUACACGGCAUGAUCCAACCGUGAUGCUGGCUGACCUCAUUGGUGUGGGUGCUACCUGCUUGGUGAUGCAGGCUCCGCCCCUGCGCCUUCGCCGGUCGCCAUGCCCACUGCACCUGUGGUUGAGCCCACUGCGCCGGUUCGUGAGCCUACCGCGCCUGUCGCUGAGCCCACUGCGCCGGUUCGUGAGCCUACCGCGCCUGUCGCUGAGCCCACUGCGCCGGUUCGUGAGCCUACCGCGCCUGUCGCUGAGCCCACUGCGCCGGUUCGUGAGCCUACCGCGCCUGUCGCUGAGCCCACUGCGCCGGUUCGUGAGCCUACCGCGCCUGUCGCUGAGCCCACUGCGCCGGUUCGUGAGCCUACCGCGCCUGUCGCUGAGCCCACUGCGCCGGUUCGUGAGCCUACCGCGCCUGUCGCUGAGCCCACUGCGCCGGUUCGUGAGCCUACCGCGCCUGUCGCUGAGCCCACUGCGCCGGUUCGUGAGCCUACCGCGCCUGUCGCUGAGCCCACUGCGCCGGUUCGUGAGCCUACCGCGCCUGUCGCUGAGCCCACUGCGCCGGUUCGUGAGCCUACCGCGCCUGUCGCUGAGCCCACUGCGCCGGUUCGUGAGCCUACCGCGCCUGUCGCUGAGCCCACUGCGCCGGUUCGUGAGCCUACCGCGCCUGUCGCUGAGCCCACUGCGCCGGUUCGUGAGCCUACCGCGCCUGUCGCUGAGCCCACUGCGCCGGUUCGUGAGCCUACCGCGCCUGUCGCUGAGCCCACUGCGCCGGUUCGUGAGCCUACCGCGCCUGUCGCUGAGCCCACUGCGCCGGUUCGUGAGCCUACCGCGCCUGUCGCUGAGCCCACUGCGCCGGUUCGUGAGCCUACCGCGCCUGUCGCUGAGCCCACUGCGCCGGUUAUCCGACAUGUGCUCCAACGGGAUCCCCGGCAUUCAGUCAGGAAACGCGUGCUGUCUCGCCGAGUGCGGCGGAUGCGGCGGAUCUGGCUGCGCCCAGCUUGGCGGUGGCCUCGGGGAGGACAACUGCUGCCAGAGCGAGAUCGAGGACUUUGGCGAGCUGUGCUCUGUGAAGAUGGCAGCUCCGUGUGUCGUGGACGACAUGUGCUCCAACGGGAUCCCCGGCAUUCAGUCAGGAAACGCGUGCUGUCUCGCCGAGUGCGGCGGAUGCGGCGGAUCUGGCUGCGCCCAGCUUGGCGGUGGCCUCGGGGAGGACAACUGCUGCCAGAGCGAGAUCGAGGACUUUGGCGAGCUGUGCUCUGUGAAGAUGGCAGCUCCGUGUGUCGUGGACGGCUCUGCCCCUGCGCCUUCGCCGGUGGCCAUGCCUUCUGCACCUGUGGCUGAGCCCACUGCGCCGGUUCGUGAGCCUACCGCGCCUGUCGCUCAGCCCAACGCGCCGGUUCUUGAACCUACCGCACCUGUGGCUGAGCCCACUGCACCUGUUGCCGAGCCCACUGCGCCUGUGACAGAGCCUACUGCCCCCAGCGACACGUGCUCCAACGGGAUCCCCGGCAUUCAGUCAGGAAACGCGUGCUGUCUCGCCGAGUGCGGCGGAUGCGGCGGAUCUGGCUGCGCCCAGCUUGGCGGUGGCCUCGGGGAGGACAACUGCUGCCAGAGCGAGAUCGAGGACUUUGGCGAGCUGUGCUCUGUGAAGAUGGCAGCUCCGUGUGUCGUGGACGGCUCCGCCCCUGCGCCUUCGCCGGUCGCCAUGCCCACUGCACCUGUGGUUGAGCCCACUGCGCCGGUUCGUGAGCCUACCGCACCUGUCGCCCAGCCCACUGCGCCUGUGACAGAGCCUACUGCCCCCAGUGACAUGUGCUCCAACGGGAUCCCCGGCAUUCAGUCAGGAAACGCGUGCUGUCUCGCCGAGUGCGGCGGAUGCGGCGGAUCUGGCUGCGCCCAGCUUGGCGGUGGCCUCGGGGAGGACAACUGCUGCCAGAGCGAGAUCGAGGACUUUGGCGAGCUGUGCUCUGUGAAGAUGGCAGCUCCGUGUGUCGUGGACGGCUCCGCCCCUGCGCCUUCGCCGGUGGCUAUGCCCACUGCACCUGUGGCUGAGCCUACUGCGCCUGUCGCCCAGCCCACCGCACCUGUUACCGAGCCCACGGCACCUGUCAUCGAACCCACCGCACCUGUCGACGAGCCCACUGCACCCAACGACUUGUGCUCCAACGGGAUCCCCGGUAUCCAGACCGGAAACGCUUGCUGUCUCGCGGAGUGUGGAACAUGCGGCGGGCGUGGCUGCGCCGAGUACGGCGGCGGACUCGGGGAGGACAGCUGCUGCCAGAGCGAGAUCGAAGACUUCGGCCAGCUGUGCUCUGUCACGAUGGCAGCUCCGUGUGUCGUGGACGGCUCCGCGCCUGCGCCUUCGCCGAUGGCCAUGCCCACUGCCCCUGUGGCUGAGCCUACUGCCCCCGUCCGCGAGCCCACUGCCCCUGUGGCCGAGCCGACUGCCCCCGUUCGCGAGCCCACUGCACCCACCGACGUGUGCUCCAACGGGAUCCCCGGUAUCCAGACAGGAAGCGCUUGCUGUCUCGCGGAGUGCGGUGGAUGCGGUGGAACCGGCUGUGCUCAACUUGGCGGCGGCCUCGGGGCGGACAACUGCUGCCAGAGCGAGAUCGAAGACUUCGGCGCGCUCUGCUCCGCCACGAUGACAGCUCCGUGUAUCGUAGACAGUGGUGAAAAUCUUACGGUCACGUUAUCGAAAGACGAGGCCAAAGACGAAGAGUAA
This is a messenger RNA of Ectocarpus sp. CCAP 1310/34, 6540 nucleotides long. The record is from the annotation of a GenBank genome assembly. NCBI's taxonomy places the organism in Eukaryota, Phaeophyceae, Ectocarpales, Ectocarpaceae.